Molecule: messenger RNA, 2385 nt
Organism: Aspergillus calidoustus
Lineage: Eukaryota; Fungi; Ascomycota; Eurotiomycetes; Eurotiales; Aspergillaceae
Source: the annotation of a GenBank genome assembly
AUGCUGCGACCGUGGAUUUGUCGCGCUUGUCGACUACAACCACGCCUGCACCGUCGCGCCAUCACCACCACCUCCCUCCGCACAGCGUCUGCCUCCGCCUCGCCUGUUCACUCCUCGUCCUCCAAGUCCUCUGACGACGAUACCCUCCGCCGGGUCUUCGACUCCCAGUCCUUCUGGCACGAAUUCUCCAAGUCCGCCUCGUUCUCUCCCAACCGCAAGCCGACCGGUCUAGUUCAGAACCAGUACUUAACAACCCCCGAGGGCUUCCGCACAUUUGCGCAGGUAUCGCUGCAGAAAUGCCAGGCGAUUGUUACUCGAGUGCUGUCCGCGUCGACGGUCGAUGAAUACCGGUCCCUGGUGCGCCAGCUGGACCGACUGAGCGACCUGCUAUGCCGCGUCAUCGACCUGUCCGACUUUAUCCGGGCCAACCACCCGGAUCCGCCCGUGCAAGAGGCUGCAGGCCAGGCCUAUGCCCUCAUGUUCGAGUACAUGAACGUACUCAACACCACGACUGGGCUUCAUGAUCAGCUGCGCACCGCGCUGGCUGACCCGGCCGUUACGGCCCAUUGGUCCUCCGAGGAGACCAUUGUUGCGCGUAUCCUGCUCCAGGAUUUUGCAAACUCGGCGAUUCAUAUGCCUCCGGCCGAACGGCAACGGUUCGUCACCCUCUCCAACGAGAUCAGUCAGCUCGGAUCAGCUUUUGCUCAUGGUGCUGAGCCUGCGCGCUCACAUGUCCUUGUCCCUACGAAUGAUCUGCGAGGUUUGGAUCCCAUCGUGGUCAAGCAGAUCAAGCGCUGGAACCUCCGGUCUGCCGCCGUGCCAACAGUCGGGUUGAUCCCGCGCCUGGCUCUGCGCUCCGUUCACAAUGAGGAUGUACGGCGCGAGAUAUACGAGGCCACGCGCACUGCUAGCUCUCGACAGGUCAAGCGAUUGGAGCAGUUGCUGUCCAAGCGCACUGAAUUGGCUCAGCUCGCGGGCUUCCCCACAUUUGCCCACAUGACUUUGACCGACAAGAUGGCCAAGAGCCCUGCGGCUGUUUCAGAGUUUCUGACAUCUUUGGUCACUAGCAAUCGUCCUGAUGUACAGGAAGAGCUUGCUCAACUUCAGGCCCAAAAGGGAAGCCAACUCCAGCCAUGGGACCACGCAUACUAUGUCCACCAACGGGUGCGCCAAUACGAGACGUCUCAACAAGCGCGCAAGUCGCGCGAGUGGGCCACCAUCCCCGAGUUCUUUUCGCUAGGAACUGUCAUGCAAGGUCUAUCGCGUCUGUUUGAUCGCCUAUAUGGCGUUCGUCUGGUUCCUCAAGAGGCUGGUCCAGGAGAAACAUGGACAUCAGAUGUUCGCCGUCUUGAUGUAGUCAACGAAUCAAACCAUCCACUAGCUGUCAUCUACUGUGACUUGUUCUCUCGUCCGGGCAAGCUUCCAAACCCGGCACACUUUACUCUGCGUUGUGCUAGAGAAAUCACACCCGAGGAGGUAGCCGAGUCCGCAGCAAUGGAAGACUCUGCUGUCAUCGCCCAUCCAAACGAUGGCAUGGCGACAGCCAUCGAUCCACACACCCAAACUCUCCGCCAGCUCCCUACCAUCGCACUCGUAUGCGACUUUCCCGAGCCAUCUUCGUCCACCCCGACUCUCCUAAGCGAACACAGCGUGCGCACCCUCUUCCACGAAAUGGGCCACGCACUUCACUCAAUCCUCGGUCAAACACGACUGCAGGGCAUCUCAGGCACGCGCUGUGCCACCGAUUUCGCCGAACUCCCCUCUGUGCUGAUGGAACGAUUCGCAACCGACCCCUCCGUCCUCGCCCUCUACGCCCGCCACUGGAAAACCGACCAGCCCCUCUCGGAAACCAUGAUCCACCGCAUGGCGCAGGACCGCGCAGCCCACGGCGCAAUCUACGGCGCCGUCGAAAACGAGGCCCAAAUCCUAAUGGCCCUCGUCGACCAAGCCUACCACACCACCGCGACCGAAAACUCCUUCCUCGACACCACAAAGCUCUACCAGCAAGUCUACUCGACACACGCCAGUCUCCCCGACCCAGUCGACCAACACGGCCGCCCCUCGACCUCCUGGCAGGGCUUCUUCGGUCACCUUUACGGCUACGGCGCCACAUACUACAGCUACAUCUUCGACCGCGCGAUCGCGAACAAGCUCUGGGAGGACGUCUUCGAAAGCGGUGCCGCGGCCGUCGACCGCGAGGCCGGCGAGCGCUACAAGAAUGAGGUCCUCCGCUGGGGCGGUGGACGGAAUGGAUGGGAGUGCGUUGCCGGAGUAUUGGGCGAGCAGAACGCGUCCAAUGCAAACGGGAGACUCGUCGAAGGUGGAGACGAGGCGAUGCGAGAAGUUGGGCGAUGGGGACUAGGCCGGGAUGGGAUUUCCGGCUGA